Messenger RNA from Juglans regia (Persian walnut), 835 nucleotides. RefSeq lists its product as uncharacterized. The record is from RefSeq and is a predicted model, not a curated record. The transcript has 6 exons. NCBI's taxonomy places the organism in Eukaryota, Viridiplantae, Streptophyta, Magnoliopsida, Fagales, Juglandaceae. The coding region runs from base 1 to 666 and encodes 221 amino acids.
AUGGGGGUGGCUAGGGGAGGUCACCGGUGGGAGGAGAAGCCUUUGGUGGUGGUGCAGUGGCCGUGGGAGGAGGAGCUCAUCCGUGGGUAUGGAGAACCUGUGCGUUGGAGGAGCUCCGUGCGAUUGAGGAAGGGGCUACCGACUUUGGGUCAAAUGGAGGAGGAAGGGGAAGGUCAGGGGGAGCCCAUGGUGGUGCUCGGUGGCCGUGGGUGGCUCCGUACGGGGGUGGAAAGUGCUGCGCACGGUGAAACCAUGCUUGGGUUGAUGCGGGAGUGCGACAGGGAAGGUGUCUGCGAGGUGGAGAAUACUUCCUCCAUAUUCAUUUUUUGUUUUGUCUCCAAGUUUGGAACCAAAGCUUGUUUUCAUCUUCAAGAGGGUGAAAGCUUGAAGUUCUAUCAUUUUGGCUCUUCAUCCACACUGCUAUACCACUACUUGAUUCUCUAUCUUGCCUCUUCAAAGGGGCCAAGAGCUCAAGUUUUGUGGUUAAAACAGUUCUAUCAUUUUGGUUCUUCAUCCACACGGCUAUUCCACUAUUUAGUCCUCUAUCUUGCCUCUUGGAUGGGGCUAAGAGCUAAAGUUCUAUCAUUUUGGCUCUUCGUCCACACGGCUAUACCACUAUUUGGUCAUCUAUCUUGCCUCUUGAAAGGGGCUAAGAGCUCAAGGUAAUGAUGAAAAGGCUGGGGAGCAAGGCAUUACUGCAGAGGGAGAGGCAGAAGCUUAGGAUCUUCCCUAACUAGAACAGUUAUGUUUAUGGAUGAUGGGUUAUGUUUUCAUGAACGUAUGGACUCUGAGAGUCUUUUUGGAUAAAUGUUUGAUUAGAAUAUGUAUCAGGUGA